AUGGCGUUCGGAAUCUUGGAGCCAAAGACUGCCUCACAUGUGCCCGGAACGGUCUUGUUAGACCAGCAGGCUGCUCACUCAGAAGCCACCACCGGUCGCCUCAAGCAUGGCAAGGGGCGUAACAGUAAUAUCGUCUUGGCUCCCCAGCCGUCUGAGGAUCCCAAUGAUCCUCUCAAUUGGAGUCAGAUGAGGAAGUACUUCGUGAUCUCCAUCAUCUUCUUUGGCGUCAUCAUCGUAGCAGGAGUGCCAGGUCCCAUACUCAACCCAGGUAUUGUCCAAGUGGCUAUGUCACUCAACAAGGACUUCACGACCGUUGCUCAGAUGUCGGGCUACACCUUACUUGCGACGGGCGCAAUGGGUCCCUUCGUCUCAGCGCUCGGUCGCAAGUAUGGCAAACGCCCGGUAUAUGUGUUCUCCUCUGUCAUCGGCACUGUGGGCGUAAUCGUGUCCGAGACAGCUUCCGGCUACAAUACUCUCCUUGCUGGCCGCAUUCUGCAGGGCGUAGGCAUUCCAGCAUAUGAGUCGUUGGCAAUCAGCAGCAUUGGCGACCUCUUUUUCGUACACGAACGAGGUGCUCUGGUUGCGAUUGUCAUCUUCCUCCUCGCUGCAAUCUCCAAUGGGGUUCUCCCUUUUGCUGCGCUCCAGACGAUACUUGUCAUAUUGUUCGUGGAGGAGACUAGUUACAACCGCCGUGCCAUUUACGAGAUCGACACGGCAGGUUCGGAAGAGAACCUAGAGAAGCUCGCCGAAGUUGAGGGCCGUGCGGCACAGCACUUGGAGAAGCGGAAUGCCGCCACAGCAGACAGAGACGUCGAGCAAGAUUUCGGUCCUACCAUUACCCACACCUCGACUGUCGAAACCAUUCCACCAAGGAAGACCUUCGUCCAGCGUCUUGCUCUGUACAAUGGCACCUACACAGAGGACUCAGUCUUCAAGAUGGCGCUCGCAUCGGUGGCAAUUCUGCUCAAUGCCGGCGCCGCCUACCAGGUCUUCUCGACAGGAUUCAUCAUUGCUUGGUAUGUCGCCGUGGCCAUCAUCAGCGGCGUUAUUUUCGCAUCUCCGCCCUACCUCCUGGGAUCAGCAGCGAUCGGAUAUCUCUCCGCCGGUCCUCUGAUAGGUGGACUAUUGGGCUCUGCUGUUCCCUUCUUCGUGACUGAGCCAUUCAUCAAGGCUCUGACUCGACGCAACAAUGGUUACUAUGAGCCAGAGUUCUGCUUGAUCCCUACCACUAUUAGUGGCGUCAUCACCGUUGCCGGACUCGUUGGAUGGGGCUUCACCGUGCACAAUGGACAGAGCAUCUACCUCGCGGCGUUCCUGUGGGGUUUGAUGCUGUUCGGUAUGGCCUGGUUUGCAACCUCUGCCACUUCUUGGGCGCUCGAUGCCUACCGCCAGAACAGUACGGAGGUUUUUAUCAUGAACAUGGUAUUCAAGAACUUCUUCUAUUAUGGGUUGACAAACUAUGUCAUUGACUGGUAUCUUGGCUACGGAGCCAUCCAGAUGGUGGGUAUCAUGUCUGGAGUCGUUGCCUUCUGGGUCUUGAUGGCAAUUCCACUAUAUGUCUUCGGCAAGAGAUAUCGCCUCUGGUGGCACAAGCACAAUGCGCUUAAGGCACUCAAGCUGGAGACCCAGGAUAAUGGUGGCAUGGCGCACUGA
Molecule: messenger RNA, 1653 nt
Organism: Cyphellophora attinorum
Lineage: Eukaryota; Fungi; Ascomycota; Eurotiomycetes; Chaetothyriales; Cyphellophoraceae
Product: putative MFS-type transporter
Exons: 4
Coding region: 1-1653 (550 amino acids)
Biological process (GO): transmembrane transport
Molecular function (GO): transmembrane transporter activity
Source: RefSeq, a predicted model, not a curated record